This is a messenger RNA of Penicillium verhagenii, 1740 nucleotides long. RefSeq lists its product as uncharacterized. The coding region runs from base 1 to 1740 and encodes 579 amino acids. The transcript has 7 exons. The record is from RefSeq and is a predicted model, not a curated record. Gene Ontology annotation, biological process: transmembrane transport. Gene Ontology annotation, molecular function: transmembrane transporter activity. Lineage: Eukaryota; Fungi; Ascomycota; Eurotiomycetes; Eurotiales; Aspergillaceae.
AUGUCUGGGGUUCUCCAAAAUGGAUCAGGUGAUGGAAGUCAUUCCAGCUCCAAUGCUGUUAGUGUUGAGAAAGUCACUUUAAGCAACGACCAAAAUCAUGGGUCAAAGGUCCUCCAAUUCAAUGAGCAGACGAAUUACGUACCUAGACGGACAAUCAUCACUAUCUUUCUAGCUUGCGCUAGCGUGGAUUUUGUGUCAUUGAUGGACCAGACCACAUUGGCAUCGUGUCUGUAUAUCAUUGCCAGUUCCCUAGGAGCGAGUAACCAGGCAUCUUGGAUCUCCGGUUCUUAUUUUGUAACUUCAACAUGCUUCCAACUCCUCUAUGGAAAGCUAUCCGACAUCUGGUCUCGAAAGAUUGUACUAUUCGUCGGAUUGGGAAUAUUCUUCAUCGGAUCACUAGCAGCUUCAUUAGCUCAAACGGUCACUCAGUUGAUCGUCUUCCGCGCCUUGACGGGUAUAGGAGGCGGCGGGCUGAUAACCCUCGCGCAGAUGAUCGUUAGUGACGUUGUUCCGCUCCGCGAACGCGGCAAGUAUCAAGGGAUCAUGGGCGCAGUCGUGGCGAUCGCUAAUGGUGUCGGGCCCAUUAUCGGCGGAGCGUUAGCAUCCAUAUCGCAUGAUUCAUGGCGAUGGAUCUUCCGAUUGAAUCUGCCGUUGACUGCUAUUUGUUCAGCGUGCGUGUAUUUCUAUAUGCCGUUACGCGAGGUGGAAGGGGACUGGAGGCUAAAGGUCAAGGCCAUUGAUUUUGUUGGAGUGAUACUUGCUCUUGGAGGAACUGCGGUUUUCUUCUUGGGUUUGAAUUGGGGUGGGAAUGAGUAUGCGUGGGACUCUCCACAUGUUAUCGCGACUCUGGUGGUUGGGUUUGUCGUUUCCAUUCUGUUUGUGCUGUGGCAGUGGAAAGGUGCCGUUGUGCCUUUGAUUCCGCUUCAUAUCUUCCGCAAUCGAAUUGUGAAUGGGUGCACUGCUACUUUUUUCAUCCAGGGCUGGAACAAUCUGACUAUGAUCUACUAUAUUCCCACUUUUUUCCAGUUGGUCUAUAAUUACAGCACUGUGAAGGCCGCUGCUAUGUUGGUUCCAAUGAUUGUGGUGCAAAGCUUCGGUAGUACCAUCUCAGGUCUAAUCGUGCACUGGUUAGGUCGGUACAAAGACUGCAUCCUCUUUGGAUACUCUGCCUGGGCAAUUGGUCUCGGUCUCUACUCAACAUUAGAUGAAUCAUCGGGACUUGGGAAGCAAGUUGGCUAUGCCAUUUUGACCGGAGCUGGCAUCGGAUGUACUUUGCAGCCAUCUCUUAUUGCCAUGCAAGCCGGUGUCGAGCGUCGAGAUAUGGCAGUUAUCACUUCAUUCCGCAGUUUCAUUCGAAAUCUCGGUGGCACUCUGGGUAUUGUGAUCAGUGGAACAAUCCUUAACAACAUCAUCUCAUUCUCUGUAUUGGACCUCGGCCUCUCCACAUCCGACUCACGUUCCCUGUUAGCAAGCCCCUCAACUUUCUUAUCAACCCAAUCUACAGAAGACGCUGCACGCAUUCGCAGUGUCUUGAUUCCGGCGUACCGAAAGGGCUUCCGGGUUAUUUUCUUGAUUGGGGCAGGGUUAUCAGUAUUGGCGGUCUUGGUUGCGGGCUGGCUUAUACCCCAGAUUGGAUUGAACAGAGCCGAUGAUGACGCCUUGAAGGAGGAAGGAAAGAAGAGGGCUAAAAACGGACUUGAUCUGGAGAAAGAGCACGUACAGGCUGAGAAAGGCCAUUGA